Molecule: messenger RNA, 813 nt
Organism: Camelina sativa (false flax)
Lineage: Eukaryota; Viridiplantae; Streptophyta; Magnoliopsida; Brassicales; Brassicaceae
Source: RefSeq, a predicted model, not a curated record
AUGAGGUUCAAGUGCGUGUCAAAGCACUGGUCAUCCCUCAUCUCCUCCCGAUAUUUCACCAACCUUUUCUUCCAAGUGUCAUCACCGAAGCGAGAACCGCGUGUGUUCAUGUUUCUUUCAGACAAUGAACACCUUUGUGCGUUGCUCUCUAAUAAUAAUAACUUUUUAUCAGACUCUUACCCUCACCUCAACCAAGAUCUGACCUUGCCGGGAAUGGGAGGCUGCUUUGUAAACGCACUUUGUGGCUUAAUGUGUUUCAGAGUUGGGCGAGAGGUGCGUAUAUGUAACCUCACCACCAGGCAGCUCGUGAACUUUCCCCAAGUGAAAUCUAACAUUUUAGAUGAAGCUGGAGGCGAGUUCCGUAUGUGGAACUAUUUUGGGCACGACUCUGUUCACGAUGAGUACAAAGUGCUCAGCACAGUUUUUGAGGUGAGUAAGGAAGAGACAGUAGUGAGAUCCGAGCAUCAGGUGUUGGUACUUGGUCCUGGAGCCUAUUGGAGAGGCACUCAGACCACAACUCUUCCUCCUCCUCCUCCUCCUCCUCAUCGUCCUUACUCACAAGGUAUCUCCAUCAACGGUGUUUUGUAUUAUGGAGCUUGGAUUGACAAGAACACAUGUGUGCUCAUGAGUUUUGACUUGACUUCUGAGGAGUUCAGUUUGAUUGAAUUACCCAUUGAGGCUAGCAUUGUCUGGCAUGUCCAUCGGGCUAAUCUCAUGAUCUACGAAAGUAAGAUAGCUGUUUUCGAGUAUUCACGUCUCAUGACUGAAUGUAUUCUAGACCUGUGGGUGGUUGAGGAACAGUGGCGUAUCUAG